UUCGAUAAGCGACGGACCCGGAAGUACAGUGCCAGCGGGGCAGCGCGUCGCCAUAGGAACCCCCCCGCCAUGGGCCUCUGCAAGUGCCCCAAGCGCAAAGUCACGAACCUCUUCUGCUUCGAGCACCGCGUCAACGUCUGCGAGAGCUGCCUGGUCACCGGCCACCACAAGUGCAUCGUACAGUCCUACCUGCAAUGGCUGCAGGACAGCGACUACAGCCCCGACUGUCCCCUCUGCGCCACCCCCCUGGCCGCCCGCGAGACCGUCCGCCUCGUCUGCUACGACGUAUUCCAUUGGUCGUGCCUGGCGGGGCGGGCCCGGGCGCUGCCCCCCCGCACGGCCCCCGCCGGCCAUCGCUGCCCCACGUGUGGGGGGCCCCUCUUCCCCCCCCCAAACCUGGAGGGUCCCGUCGCCACCGCCCUGCGCAACCGCUUGGCCUCUGCCCCCUGGGCCCGCCCCGGCCUCGGCUUGCCCUUGAUCGAGGACGCGGAGGCGACGCCGGACCCCGACCCCGAGGUGGAGGCGGCCGACAGCAGCUGGGACGCCCCCAUGACCCCCCCAGAGCCCCCCCCGAGCCCCCCGCCCCCCCACGCCGUCGUCCACAUGGGUGCUGAGACCCUCAGCCUGCACGCGGGCUCGGGGCCCCGCAAACCUCUGGGGGGGCGCGAGAAUCGGGGCCCCCCCGACCGCGACGAGGACAAGUACCGACGGCGACCCCCCCUCGCCUGGCUGCCCCACGCCCUCAGGUGCCGCGCGCGGGGCCCUCCCCGCCCCCCGCUGCUGGUGCUGGCGCUCGGGGGGGUCGCGGCCUUCGUCACCCUCCUCCUCCUCCUGGGGGGGCUGGGGCGGGGCGGGGCCGAGGGGGGCGGGGCCGACCCCGCCCUGGAGCCGCUGCACAACCCCCACGUGCGUGUGGGGCACUGACCCCUCCCCCCCCGACCCCCCCGAGGGGGCGUGGCCUCUGACACGCCUGGGCGUGGCCUCUGCGAGUGGGCGGGGUCUCCGGGCUGCCCCUCCCCCCCCAAUAAAUACCCCUCCCCCCCCA
Grus americana (Whooping crane) is the source of this 1045-nucleotide messenger RNA. It is a transcript of the gene ZFPL1, whose product is annotated as zinc finger protein like 1. Lineage: Eukaryota; Metazoa; Chordata; Aves; Gruiformes; Gruidae. The transcript is spliced from 8 exons. The coding region runs from base 70 to 924 and encodes 284 amino acids. Gene Ontology annotation, cellular component: Golgi apparatus. The record is from RefSeq and is a predicted model, not a curated record.